Molecule: messenger RNA, 1755 nt
Organism: Nymphaea colorata (pocket water lily)
Lineage: Eukaryota; Viridiplantae; Streptophyta; Magnoliopsida; Nymphaeales; Nymphaeaceae
Product: patatin-like protein 2
Exons: 6
Coding region: 141-974 (277 amino acids)
Biological process (GO): lipid metabolic process
Molecular function (GO): glycerophospholipase activity; monoacylglycerol lipase activity
Source: RefSeq, a predicted model, not a curated record
CGUCCCUACCACCCUUUAUUACCAACUCCAGAGCUUCUUCCUCCCGGGCUCUGCACAACGAGCUUGCUUAAUUUCAUACUGUUCCUUUGAAGUUCUAGUAACACACACACACACACACAUAUUCCCUCUCCCCCUCAUCAAUGGUAGCAUUAACAAUGCAAGUGCAGGCGCUGCAGCCACCAACCGACGGUAACCUCAUCACCAUUCUGGCCAUUGAUGGGGGUGGCAUCAGAGGCAUCAUCCCGGCUACCAUCCUUAGGUUCCUUGAAGCACAACUCCAGGAACUGGAUGGGGAAAACGCAAGAAUUGCAGAUUAUUUCGACGUCAUAGCUGGGACAAGCACGGGAGGUCUGGUGGCCUCCAUGCUUACUGCGCCUGGUGCGGCCAACCGGCCGCUUUAUGCAGCCAAGGAUAUCGUACCCUUCUACCUCGAUAACUGCCCCAGAAUAUUCCCACAAUCCAGGGACUACAUCAAUAGUCGUGCACGCUUGUCAAUAUUGCUAUAUGAAUUGAGAUAUUACAAGCAAAUGAAUAGUGUCUCAUGGAUUAAUCGCAUCAAGAAGUUGGUAGCUGCAGCGACUGGACCAAGAUAUGACGGUGAAUAUCUGCACAAGCUCGUGAAAGACAAGUUUGGGGACACCAAAUUGCACCAGACGCUAACCAAUGUGGUCAUUCCCACCUUCGACAUCAAACUUCUUGAGCCCGUCGUCUUCUCCUCUUUUCAGCUGAAAAGGGACCCUAGCAAAGACGCAUUGCUCUCUGAUAUAUGCAUCAGCACAUCUGCAGCCCCCACGUACUUCCCAGCCCACAACUUUGAAACAAAGAACCAACAUGGGGAGAAGCUUAGGAGCUUCAACCUUGUCGAUGGAGGCGUCGCUGCUAAUAAUCCGACGUUGGUGGCGGUGAGUGAAGUUCUUGCGGAAAUGGUGCAACGAAAUUCAGAUUUUUUAGCAGUUAAACCCACAGACCGUUGAAGGCUUUUAGUCAUCUCCAUCGGGACAGGAUCGGCCAAAGCUGAGCACAAAUAUACUGCAGGAUUGGCUGCAAAAUGGGGAGUAAUGGGAUGGUUGUUGAAUGGUGGGGGCGGCCCCUUGAUCGACACUUUCUGUCAGUCAAGUGCGGACAUGGUUGAUUUCCAUCUCUCCUUCGUCUUUCAAGCACUUGGCUCAGAGAAAAACUAUUUGCGCAUCCAGAUAUUUAUUUAUGAUAACAAAAAACAAAUGGCUUUCAACAAAAUGAACCUCAUCCAUUCACAUGCUUCCAAAUUCCAAAAGGCCUUCGUCUUAUAUAUAUAUAUAAGACUAUAUACCAUUGGUUUCUUCUUCUUUGUGAAGAAACAAAUAAUAAAAUUUUACGAGGGCAGUUGUCCGAACCUUUUCAUGGUGAUCUCAUCGCCUUCGUAACGUUUGGUGGGUCAGGAGUCACUCUCAAAUGGGGAAGGAAAUAAAUGGAACGAGUCCGGGCUUGCCAGAUACGAACGAACAAAAAUUCAACGCAUGAAAAAAGGGCCUUUUAACCUUCAACUUUCCAAUUGCAGUGUGGAUCUACCUUUUGAUGGAGACGGUAUUCGCCUUCUUUCUUAUUUAUUUCUCACAGGUUUUUCAUUGUAACAUUAAGAUUAAUUACAUGAACCAAUUUUACUAAAAAAUGUUUAAGUUCCAACUUAUUUUUCAAUUCUCUCAAUUUUUCUUCGUUUUAGUUUUCAGAGAACUUUAAAUAUUUACGUUGCAGUUAUAUUAAUUGAGCACAAAAAGU